AUGCCGGCAGAGAGCAGUCAGGCGCCGAAGCGCCGUCGACUCGUCCGGAUCACUGAUGACGACGACGAGGAGGAGGAGGCCGCGCCUUCUCUGGUCCGGAGACCGCGUAGUCGACCGGACGUAGCGCCGGCCACCACUGAUCGGGUGGCCAGCGAUCCUCCUGCACCGCGCGUCGCAGAGACGGGAGCGCAGGCGCCAGCUGGUAGGACCAGGAGGAGGGUCACCGCAACACACCGGCGAUCUGACCUCGCAGCGUCAGAUGUCAACCCCGACCAGGUCACUGGACAGGGGACGGCCGAGCCUAUUGCCGUCGUUGGACAAGCCACGGGGCAGCCUGCGGCGGCGGCCGCUGCCACGGGCGCCGAGCAACAAUAUGCCCCGGCGAGUGCCAUGGCGAGCACUCCGCCGAGGGAUGAGGAGGCAGCGAGGACCCCUCCCCUGAGUACUGUUGCGGAGGAGGAAGGCAGAAUCCCGACUCCUCCAGCCGGAGAAGGGAGGGUCCCAACACCGCACCGAGCAGGGGCCUCUUCGCCUGUAGGCUCCCCUGGCCUGGACCAGGGGCCAGUGAUGCCCUCGACCGUGGCCGGAGGCAGUGCGGCAAAUGAGGAGCCCCAGACUUGGAGGAAGAGGUUGCGCGCCUCCGACAAGAGAAAGAGCAGCUCGCCUGAGAGCUUGCCGGGGUGCUGGAGGCCGGGCGCCAAGCAGGAGAGGAGCUAG
Sorghum bicolor (sorghum) is the source of this 717-nucleotide messenger RNA. RefSeq names its product skin secretory protein xP2-like. The record is from RefSeq and is a predicted model, not a curated record. The transcript has 3 exons. NCBI's taxonomy places the organism in Eukaryota, Viridiplantae, Streptophyta, Magnoliopsida, Poales, Poaceae. Bases 1 to 717 code for a protein of 238 amino acids.